UGCCGUCGUCAAAGCCCGUCGCGUGUUUCAUUCGCGUUCGUUGCACCGAGUAAGGUCCAUACGACUUUGAAGACAUGGCACAUUUCCAGAGCCACGACGAGCACUCAGGCGUCCACCGGACCGACGAGCACGGCAAACCCAUCGUGUGGACAGAUGAGCAUGGUGACCCCAACCGUCCCGCGGACGAAUAUGCGAACCCCGUUUACCCGAGCAGCGACCCUUAUGGGAAGCUAGGGGUUGCUCCGCCGGCAACCGGGCACGGCGUCGGCACGGAGCACCGCACUCUAGGCGGCAUGCUCCAUCGCUCGGGAAGCUCUAGCUCUAGCUCUUCGGAAGACGACGGGCACGGAGGGAGGAAGAAGAAAGGUCUCAAAGAGAAAAUAAAGGAGAAGCUGCCGGGGCGCCAUGACGACGUGCUGCCAUCUCACGCCGCCGCGAGCACCACCCCGGGCGGCCACCGUGCCACGGGGGAGCGGCAUGAGAAGAAGGGAGUCAUGGACAAGAUCAAGGAGAAACUCCCCAGCGGUCACCAUCAUCAUCACUAGUUGCAGUCAUCUGGGACUCUCGGAAUCCAAUGGCGCUUGUAGUAACUUCCUCGUUGUAUAAUCUUCAAGCUAGUUAUUUUCGCUCUUCCAUUGUUCAUGGUUCUGUUCUGUUUGUGUGGUGUAGUCAGAGUUCAGCACUCUGAAAGAGAAUAAUGUAUUAUCCUUCUCGAUCUUCA
This is a messenger RNA of Rhodamnia argentea, 721 nucleotides long. Its product is annotated as dehydrin Xero 1-like. Bases 75 to 545 code for a protein of 156 amino acids. The transcript is spliced from 2 exons. The record is from RefSeq and is a predicted model, not a curated record. Gene Ontology annotation, biological process: response to water. Lineage: Eukaryota; Viridiplantae; Streptophyta; Magnoliopsida; Myrtales; Myrtaceae.